AUGGGUGCCACCUGGGGGAGCCCAGGGUGGGGGAGGUUCGCGCUCUGCCUCGCGGGCCUUGUGCUAUCUCUCUACGCGCUGCACGUGAAGGCGGCGCACGCCCGGGACAAGGAUUACCGCGCGCUCUGCGACGUGGGCACCUCCAUUAGCUGUUCGCGCGUCUUCUCCUCCAGGUGGGGUCGGGGCUUUGGGCUGGUGGAGCCCGUGCUGGGCCCUGACAGUGUCCUCAAUCAGUCCAACAGCAUUUUCGGCUGCAUCUUCUACACACUACAGCUGUUGCUAGGCUGCCUGCGGGGCCGCUGGGCCUCCGUCCUACUGGUGCUGAGCUCCCUGCUGUCUCUCGUUGGCUCUGUCUACCUGGCUUGGAUCCUCUUCUUCGUGCUGUAUGAUUUCUGCUUUGUUUGCAUCACGACCUACGCCAUCAACGUGGGCCUGACAGUGCUCAGCUUCCGAGGGGCCCAGGGACCCCAAGGCAAGGCCAAAGUGCACUGA
This is a messenger RNA of Orycteropus afer afer, 492 nucleotides long. It is a transcript of the gene VKORC1, whose product is annotated as vitamin K epoxide reductase complex subunit 1. Gene Ontology annotation, molecular function: vitamin-K-epoxide reductase (warfarin-sensitive) activity. Gene Ontology annotation, biological process: vitamin K metabolic process; peptidyl-glutamic acid carboxylation. Lineage: Eukaryota; Metazoa; Chordata; Mammalia; Tubulidentata; Orycteropodidae. Bases 1 to 492 code for a protein of 163 amino acids. The record is from RefSeq and is a predicted model, not a curated record. The transcript has 3 exons.